Benincasa hispida (wax gourd) is the source of this 809-nucleotide messenger RNA. RefSeq names its product Profilin family protein. Gene Ontology annotation, molecular function: actin binding. The record is from RefSeq and is a predicted model, not a curated record. Lineage: Eukaryota; Viridiplantae; Streptophyta; Magnoliopsida; Cucurbitales; Cucurbitaceae.
AAAGUCAUCUUAGGCGCAGUCUUGGAGUUUUCAGCCAUUUACGACUUGCGAGAUCUUUGAUAGAGCUCACUGGUUCACUUCCAUGGAAGCUUAGACGCCCAGUGGGUUUUGGUUAAAUGAAUUGGGCAUUCGUCCACAAAGUUUGGGACAAAUGGGCUUCCGGCAGCAUUGGCACCUUCGGUCAGCCACUGAAAGCUGCUCUGUUGAUUAAUUAUGAUCCAACUGGACCUUCCCGCUUGCUUUCGACCAUUGCAGAACAAGAAGGAAUAUUGCUUAAUCCCAUAGAACUGAAUCAGUUUGUUGAUUUCAUCAAACGUGACAAACCCCAAAAUGAGAGUUUCAGCAUUGGCUCAAAUCAAUACAUAAUGACAUCAGUUCAUGAGAAUUGGUUUUGUGCAAGGUGCAUGAACACUAUAAAGCAUGCUGGUGAAGGUGUUAUUAUAGUGCAAACAACAGCAUUUAUUUUGGUUGCUAUGUAUGAUGGUUCAAUUGCAGCAGCAUCUCGCGCUAUGGCAGCUGCCGACCAGUUAUCUUGGCAAUUAGGCAGGAAAAAUCUUUAGUUGCCCUGAAGUAGAACCUUGUAUGAAUGACAAAUCUUUCUGAUAGGGAAAAAAAAAAAAAAGAAUAGUCCUUGACCCAUUAUCUAACUGGUGUAGAAUUGCACCAGAGUUCUUCCUACCAUGAAUUGACUGAUGAAAGAAAAUGCAAAUAUUUUUUCUUUAAGCAAUUUUCAAAACUAUAGGACUGCUAUGAGUUCUAUCUAAUAUCAUUUUUUCAAAUGUUAAAUAGGCUCAAAGUUGUAGUGUGGA